This is a messenger RNA of Cryptococcus amylolentus CBS 6039, 408 nucleotides long. RefSeq lists its product as hypothetical. Lineage: Eukaryota; Fungi; Basidiomycota; Tremellomycetes; Tremellales; Cryptococcaceae. The coding region runs from base 1 to 408 and encodes 135 amino acids. The record is from RefSeq and is a predicted model, not a curated record. The transcript is spliced from 6 exons.
AUGUCCAAUCCUCCAGCCAACAUCACUGUUCUCCCCGACGAAGACAACAUCGAGCAAUGGAAACUUGUCAUGCUGGGACCUCCUGGCUCUCCAUACGAGAAAGGAAAAUUCAAGGUCAAUGUCGACUUUGGCAAAGAUUUUCCGUUCAAGCCACCCAUCAUCAAGUUUCAGACCAGAGUGUAUCACCCCAAUAUCGAUGACGACGGAAGUAUCUGUAUCGGACUGCUCAAAACUGAACAAUGGAAACCUGCUACCAGGAUGGAAGUCGUCUUGUCAUCAGUGUAUAAUCUUUUGAACGAGCCAAAUCCCGACGACCCCCUCAGCGCUUCUAUUGCCGAACAGUACAGGACCGACAGGCCUGCGUUCAACAAGAAGGCGCAGGAGUACGUGCAAAAGUACGCUUUGUGA